Molecule: messenger RNA, 1573 nt
Organism: Microplitis demolitor
Lineage: Eukaryota; Metazoa; Arthropoda; Insecta; Hymenoptera; Braconidae
Exons: 4
Coding region: 328-1065 (245 amino acids)
Source: RefSeq, a predicted model, not a curated record
UCAUUAAUACUGAGGUUAUAAUAUGACACUUAGUAAUAAUAAUUAUUAUUUAAAUAUUAUAAAUAAUGUUAAAUAUAAUAAUAUUACAAUGGAAAUUAUUUUUUUUAUAUUAAACUCGCCAUCUUGAUGCUUGUCAAACUGUAUUACUGGAUUAUUAUUAACUGUAACAUCACGACAGAAUACUUUUUAUAAAAUUAUAUAAAUUUUCCUGACACUAAAAUGGAGUAAAUUUUUUCACGGAUCAAGAAUCUCAAGAAAUUUUGUUUUAAAUAAAUAUAUAUAUUUUUAUUUAGAUAAAUAUAUAUAUUUUAACAUAUUAAUUGUAUAAUGGCCACUGACGUCGAAGAAUCUGACACUGAAGAUCAUGAGCGUCCUGCACCUCCUAAAAGACAGUGUAUUAAUUUUUUAAAUAAAAACGACGAUGGACAAUCGAUUCAUCAGUUAGUUCAGGAUUCAAGUUCAGCGGAACCUGACAACGAACUACUGAACCGUGAAAAGUUUCAACGUUAUCAUCAGUAUCAAAUAGACAAGCAUUGCUAUAUGGGAUCUGUUGACAAUACAAUAAAUCGUGUUAUGGAAACAUAUAUAUUAACACCACCAACAGAACGUUUACAGUUGAGAUUAUCAACAGGUGAAUCUGAGAUGGAAGAUCAUGCCGUCAUGAUGGCAAUACGUAAUCAUGGACUUGUACAUUCCUCAUUUAAUACUAAUUUUUCUUCACAUUCUACUACUAAUGAUAAUUAUUGGUUCAGUGAUGAUGAUUAUAAUAUAUCAAGCCCUAUUAAUUGUUCUAAUAAUAUAACACCUGCUGUUGAAUUGUCAUCAGAAUCAAAUGAUUCAAAUUCAGCAUCAGCAACAUCAUCCACUAAAAUAAUUCAACCGCGAACAUUCCAAUCAUUUGAUGAUAAAAUAAUUAAACAUAAUAAUAUUAGUAGUAGUAAUAAUAGUAAUUGGAGUGUAGAUAAAAAUGACGAUGGUGAUCAACAGCAAGAUAUUUUAGAGCGAGCUGUGUCUGAAGCCAUCAAAAUUAAAGGACUGAGUGUACUCGGUGUCGAUUAUGUCUGAGAUAGUUUUUUUUUUAAUUUUUUAUUAUUAUUGUCAUAAAGAUAAUUAGAUUUUAUUGUUGUUUAAUUAUGCCAGUUAUUACGUUUACGUCAGUCAUUUUACGUACAUCUAUAAAGAUACAUAUAUAUAUUUUUUUUGGACAUUAAUUUUUUAAUCUUUAAAUAAAAGAAUUAUAUCUGAAGGUAUUUAAAGCCAAGUAAUGUUAUAUUUUAUUUGUAUACAUAUAUAAAAAAAAUCAAGAAAUAUUAUAUAUAAAUGAUAAGUACUCCAAUUAAUGUUUUUAUUAUAAAAUUUAAAUUAUAAUUAAAAUCGCUCGCUCCUUCUUUAUGCCAUAGAAAGUAAAGCUUUCCAGUACAUGACACUUAAUAUUAAAUAAUUAUUGUGUUAUUAAAAUUAUUAAUUUAUUAAAUUUAUUGAUUUUUAAAAAUAAUAAAUUUAAAUCAUUCGGAUUUUAAAUCCAUGCUUUAAAAUUCAAAUCAUGUACAUAAUUUUAAGUAAAAAUGUAUAA